Molecule: messenger RNA, 1070 nt
Organism: Phlebotomus argentipes
Lineage: Eukaryota; Metazoa; Arthropoda; Insecta; Diptera; Psychodidae
Product: basigin-like
Exons: 1
Coding region: 96-908 (270 amino acids)
Biological process (GO): homophilic cell-cell adhesion; dendrite self-avoidance; axon guidance
Cellular component (GO): axon; plasma membrane
Molecular function (GO): cell-cell adhesion mediator activity
Source: RefSeq, a predicted model, not a curated record
AGGGAAUGGGGAACAUUUUUCAACUCAUCACCCAACAGUGACCAUCAAACAUUCAUCAAAUAUAGUUGGACUUAUUCUGCAGUUCGCACGCGACAAUGUUCACUCUGCACACAAUUCUAAUCAUUUUCGUGUUAAUAGCCGCCAAACGGGUGGAAUCACAAAAUAUCACAAUUACACCAAGUAAUGCUACCACCAUAAUUGUGUUCAAUAUUAAUCGACCUCUUGUGCUCUCGUGCAAUUUAACGCUCCCGGAGAUUAAUGCGACUCAGCAGAUCAAGUGGUACAAAAAUGGCACAGCUGUGGAGGAGUUAGAGGAGCUGCAGGAUCGCCACCAGGUCAUUCCCGAUGAGCAGCUGCUAAUCAUCGAGCGCAGCCAUCUGGAGGAUCACGGCGAGUACACGUGUUCUCUCAACACCACCCUCGAUGUCCUGGAACAAUCCUUCACCGCCGUGGCGAACGUCGCGGCCAGACUCACGAAGAACACCCAAUUGAUCGAGGGCGAGAAUCUCUGGCUGCACUGUCGCGUCACAGGAACCGAUCCCGUCGUGCACUGGCUCCUCCCGGACGGCCAGACGCUCAUCACCAACUCCACAGAGCGCAUCCAGCUCUUCGAGAUGGAUGGCGUGCCCAAUUCCGCACUGGAGAUCCUCGACAUCCGCCUGGACGAGAGGGGAAACUACUCAUGCAUAGUGAGCAACCUGGGCGAGGGAUUCCAGGGCUAUGAGCCGGCAGCGGCGUAUGGAAUGGUGAGAGUGCGGUCGCACUUGGCCCCCCUGUGGCCAGUGUGCGGCAUGGCAGUGGAAUUCUUCGUUCUCUUCGUCAUUCUCUAUCUGUACGAGAAGUACCGCGACCCCGAAGAUGUCGAUGACGACAGUGUGUGUGACAUGCCGCAGCGCAAGAGGGAUUAGAGAAUCAUGUGUAUCAGAGAGCAAGACAGAAUAAAUUAAUGGAAUUUCAUUGCAACAUUUUCCUCCCAGUUCAGCAAGAAAUAUCUGGGCCAAAAUCACAGUAUCUCAAAGUGAGAGGAAUGCGACACGCUAUUGUCGCUUUUAUGAGCGCAUCAUAAAACA